Lymnaea stagnalis (great pond snail) is the source of this 13653-nucleotide messenger RNA. Lineage: Eukaryota; Metazoa; Mollusca; Gastropoda; Lymnaeidae. The record is from the annotation of a GenBank genome assembly.
CAGUUUACAGCCAAAACUAAAAUAAUUUACUAAGAUAAAAGUUCGUCUGGUGAAAUGAAUAAUUCGAUUUGAAUCGUAGUAGUGCUACUGAAACUGGACUACCAAUUUUUGUUUAGCGUUCUCUAAGAUCUAUUUGUAACUCCCCAAAAUAAGAGUAGAAAGAGACUGAAAACUCAGUUAAUUUUUAAUAUUAAUUUCAUUUUCAUUAUUUUCAAAAAUGUCACUUCCACCAGGCUGGAAACGAGAAGAGGUUGUCAGACAAUCUGGACUGUCUGCUGGGAAGACUGAUGUUUAUUAUUUUACGUAUGUAUUUUGUAGUCCUAAUUAAUGAUAUUAUAAUAUAAUCUAAAACUGUAUAAUAAAAGAUGAAGGAUUAUGAAUUCUGAAUUAUGAUUCAGAUAAUAAUCAUAAUGAUAUGAAUGACAAUCAAUGUAAUCAAAUCAAUGAUGUGAUUAGUCUUAGUGAUUAGAUAGUUUGGCUGAUUAUUCAAUUUCAGCUAAUAACUAAUAAUACUAUUAUUAAUAUAUUCUAUUGUAUUUUGUAAGUCAAUGUAAGUCAGUACCAGACUGAAAUUAAAGGUAGGUACUUCGAUGAAGCAAGGGAGACUACUGAAAAUUUUUUAUUGGAAAUAGGCGUCGGCGCGCGAAAAUCUGAGUUUUUAAUUUUUUGAUAGUGGAACUAUUUCAUUCAUAAAAUAAUUACUAUAUCCCAGAAUUGUGUACCUCUUCCGGCCUUUUGCUUUUAGAGGACAUCUCUUGGCAUACAUUAAAUUAAUCAAUUUCUUUUUCAUUUACAGUCAGUCAGCUUUGAUAAAAUCCUUGGUGAAUAUAAGGCAACUUCAACCAUUAAAAUUAAGUUGAAGUAAAAGACAUGUCACUACCAAAUUUUGUAUGCAUCUGGGGCAUGUAAUGAUCUACAUGUAUGCCAAUUUUCACAGCGAUAUAUGUUUUACGAGAGACGCCAUGUUUCUAUGGGUUCGCAGCAGGUCAUGCAGUUCGCUCAGCCUAGUUUUGACAUGGCGUGAGCCAUGCCACCUUUUUAAUGACGGAAGUUGCUUAGGAUACUUAGGAAAUAUUAAAUUAUUACCACUAUUUACAUCAAAAUAUUUGAUAACUUGUGUUUCAGAAUGCAUUUUGAAGACAUUUAAACUGGAAUGUUUUAAUUUGAGCUUUAAAAACCCGGUAGAGUCCAUAUUAUAAAUGAUCAGAAUUUACAGAGUGCAACACGUUGUCAUUGGCAAUCAUUCACAGCCACUUGCAUAAUGACUGUAUCGUAGUACUACCUCAGAGUUUCAUUCAUAAGAGUUUGCCACAUGCAAAAACUAUUAAACCAUUGGUCAGGGAAAGCUUUAAUUAAUUAUUCAUGUACCAAAGUUGAAAGUUUAAACUAAGUCGACCCUAAACAGUAUUUUAGUGAUAAGGGAUGCGUUGCCUUACAUAAAGUAUAUAGUCAUUGCGCAUGACGUGAUCAGCAGAAUGAGGUCACAAGAUGUGGAGGUUUCGUCCAUAGUAAAAAAUACCAAGGAACUUACACUUUAAAAAAUUCGUACCUCAAAAAGUACUGAAGCUAAAAAGUUGAUUCUGGUUUCAUUUUUUUAUUUUAAAUUUGCUUUAACUAACUGUAUUAUUGAAAAAAAAAUUUUUCAAUUUUUUUUAUAUUUGUAUUAAAGUACCGGUACCUAAAUGUUUGAUUGAAUAUGGUAAUAUAUUUAUUUUAUAUAUUAUAUAAAAAAUAUAUUUUAUCUUCAUAAUAGAUUUAAAAUUAAGAUUUGUUUAAUAUUUAGAUGAAUUUAUGUUUUGAAAUACUUCACAUACAAAAAAUACUUUCUUUUAUUUUAUUUCAAUUUAAAGGUUUAUCAAAUGACGUAAUAUUAAUUAUAUUUGCAAUUUGUAGGCAAUCGUUGAAGCAGCAUAAUUCUUUUUUAAUUGUAGGGCUUCAAUGAAAAACUAAUGCUCACUUAGCAAAAAGAAUAUAAAAUUAAAAGACAUCCCCUAUGCAAGAAAAACUUGUACUAUAAUCUGAAUAUUGUAAAUUUAAUAUCAGUGAUCAGAUUGCAAUUUUGCUAUCAGAGAUGUAAAAUGAAUUAAUAUUUUAAGGGACACAUGGGUUUACCCGUCCUUAUGCUACUUAUUAUUGUUCUCCUUUUCAAUACAAACAAUUUGAUAUACAUGAUCCUAUAUUUUGGAGAAUAUUGUUCAUGUUGUGUUCAUAUUCAAAUAUGAUAUAUGGAAAUUUUACAGCCAUUUUGAAUAUUAAUGAACUCAUCUUGCGUAUCGUAGAAUUUAUUAUAUGACGUCUGUUUGGAUAAUGUUAUGACGAUCACGGUUAUAUAUGGUUUGUUAUGGUGCUAUGGUUAUCUUCAUUAAUUCCUUAAAUAACUUCAAUUUACCGCUCUUUUUUAACAUCUCUCUCUAUUUUCCUAUAUGUCUCAAUUAACAGAGUUAUCCCAAAAUAAUUCACACAAAAAUCAUAAUUUUCUUUAGAAACGACCUACAAACAUUACUUUGGUAUCAAUAAAUUGUAUUUGUCAGGCCCUAUCCUAUCUAACCAACUAGCUCUUAAAGCUACAACUUUAUUUUGAAAAUUUUAGCCAAGUACCUUUGAGUAAACUUACAAGUAUUCUUUAUAAAAUUUAGUCCAGAUAGUAUUAGUUAACACUAACACUAAAUUGUACAGCACUAACUUUUCUUUUUAUUGAUUCUUACAGCCCCCAUUGGUACAUAACGGAUAGCAUAAACCAUCUCUCCAUUUUCUUAAAUUUUUAAAAUUCACCCUUCAUGCCAGAGUGAAGUUUUUCAACCGAAAGCAUAUUCACACAAAAAAAACGAAACAAGAAAUUAGAUUUUUGAUAAAUGAUACCAAAAUUAUUUAUUGAUGGUUAACUUUUCAAACUAAAAGCAUGUUCACAAAAUAAAUUUAUAUAACAUUGGCAUGUAUAUUGGCAGUAUUGGCUAGUUUUAGGAGAAAUUAAAAUUAUGAGUUCAUUACCACUGCUUGGAUUUAAUUUAAUGAAGAAUACACAUAAGUUUACAUGCCAUUAAUAUGAAAUUUGAUCAGAAAUAAUAUAUGCACCUGAACUGCAAGAUUACCAUUGAAUUUGAAUAUUAUAAAAUGUAGGCCUUUAUUAGCCUUUAUUUAGCUUUAGGCCUAUACUUAGACUUAGUAUGCCUAUAUACUAUGAAUAUUUUAAUAAUAAUAAUAUGGUAAAUGUUGGUUUGGCACACCACUCAUUUCCAUGGCUGCCAUCUUGGUGGGUCAUGAAAACCAAGAUGAUCUGCCGUGUAAAAAAAAAAAAAAAGAAAAAAAGUAGUGCAGACACACAUCUGCUAACAUGGCGAGGGGAGAGAUAAUGUGCUAUUUUAGCUUCUUACCUAGAGAAAUAAAAAUAAGAACAAAAUGUUAAAAUUUAAUAAAAUAAUUGCAGCCGUUACAUUAAUUUCAUAUUGAACGUAGUUACUUUAUUGUAUCCCUCUAAAUAUGCAACAAGAAGUGUCAAUGACCUGCGGUCACCACCUUUCCUGGCCUAAUUUCAGCCAGUAAAUUAAUUUUGUGGCAGCGAAUGUAGCAACUUUAUUGUAUCCCUCUAGCUGGCGUAAUUUCAGCCAGUACAUUAAUUUCGUGCCAAACUUAGCAUCUUUAUUGUAUCCCUCUAGAUAUACUGCAAGAAGCGUCAAUGACUUGCAGUCGCUCCUUUUCUCUCAACUAAAACAUGUGUGCUACAGUUACACACUGUGGUAAGAAAAGUGUAAGAAUGAAGAAAAACAAUACCAAAUUUUUUUUAAAUAAUGAAAACCCAACUUACAGUUUCAUAGAAUACACUUUUCUUCUUCUUCUUCUUUAUUUUGAGGGCCCACGAUCAAUGAAUUGAUAAUUCUGGCUCCUAUAUUACAUACUUUUUUAUUAUUACACAGUAAUAUUAAUAUUCCUAUAUUACAUGGCUUUUACAUACUUUAUUGCAGGUUCCACCAAAAAUAAAAUCCAGAAGUUGUCAGAAAUCAAUACAAUGCCCAUUUUCCAAAAUGCUGGAAAAUGUAAAUAUUAUUACUAACCAACCAAUGAAAUUAUAAUUUAAAACAUUAUAUUGGCAUAAUAAUAUUUUAAAAAAAGAAAAGUUUACUCUAGUAACUAUCCAACAAUAAACAUAAGGGAGAGAAUCCUGCAAUGAAACUCAAAGUGGCACACUGAACCAAUGUUAGCCCUAUACUAUAUUUGAUUGGUAGGCUACUUAAGUCUUAACUGACUAAGGUAAAAAAAAAAAAAAAGCCAAAAAUUAUAAAAAUAGUACAUUUGUAGCCUCUACCAAAGUAUACCUAGAAAUAGAUCAAACUUUAAAAAAAAAAGGAAACCAGAAUAAACUUUCUAGCUUUAGUCUGAGUUACUCAGACUUAGACUUAAUAGUUUUAAAGCGCCUGUUUGCUUGUCAUAUUUAAUAUUACUAUGGACUGCACUUCUGCAUUUUGUGACUUGAUUUUACUAAUUGCAUGCGCUGUUCUUGUCAUGUGCUAUAACAGUAUAAAUCAUGUUAUGAGACAUUUAACAACUUUUAUUUGCAGGAUAAAUUCUAUACUAUUACUUUCAUUUGAAAAAGACAUUGAACAUACAUUAUGCUUUGGUAUAAAAAUAAAUAAUUUGUAGCCUUUAUUGCAGUGGUUCUCAACCUUUCUAGUGCCGCGACCCUUUAAUACAGUUUGUCGUGUCGUGGCGACCCCCAGCCACACAAUUAUUUUCGUUGCUACUUCAUAUGUGUUUUCAGAUGGUCUUAGGCAACCCCUGGAAAAGGGUCCCGCGACCCCCAAAGGGAUCGCGACCCACAGGUUGAGAACCGCUGCUUUAUUGCAAUCAUCGCUAUGUAUAACCUGUAAAUGAUGAUAGGCUAGCAUGUUAUGUGAAUUAAGGCUAUAUUUACUAUAUACAUUAAAGGGCAUCCAUAAAUAACGUCAGGCAUGGGGGGGGGGGGGGGGGUCCAAAUGUAUGUNUUAACAUUAUUUUUCUAUACAACUAUUAUAGUAUUAUUUUUAACCACUUCAUUGCCGCUGGGUUUCAGGGGGGGGGGGCGGGGGUGUUUUUGCAUCGAUUUUUGCUGACUCAGCAAAAAAUAUUUUUAUUAUUAUUUUUAUUACAUAUAUAUAAAAAAAGAUUAAAUUUUCGGUAUAUUUCAUUCUCUAUCCGAUUAGCUUUUUAACUUCUUUAUAGACCAACAAAUAAGGAAAUAUAUAGCAUUGAAAUUUGAAGUCGACGUGACAUCCUUAGUAUUUCAGAAAAGCUCUUUUUGUUAUGAUGACGAUGUGACGUCCUUGGUAAUUGAAAGUGUGUGAGAGUUGGAACGUCAUCGGUAAGGAAGUGGUUAAACUAGUAUCACUGAGAGAAUCAGUACAGGUAUGCGAGAUCCAAAAAAUGGCUUCUGAUCAAGUUAGGACGCCACAGAGUUGAAGAAUCGGGGUGUAGUUACAAUGACAGUAGUGAGAAUUUAUGUCUAAAUGUGGAGACAGGAGUCAUAGAAUUAGGACUACCACUUGAAGUGGGAUGGAACCAAAAGAAUGGUUGACCGAGGGGAGGGGGUUAUCUUAGCAAAUGCUCUAGGGCAGGGAUUCUUAACCCUUUUGCAGUGCUGCAGACCCACUCCAUUUUAAAAACCACUACCCCUACCCCACAAACCGUAUAAAUUAAAUUGUAAUCAAAUUUAAAAAAUAUAAACAUAAUUAAAUAAUUUAGUUAUUGUAGUUUUAUUUCUUUAAUUAACUUUUUAUAAACAAAGAAAAAAUUACCGAUACAAGUAAAUUAAUGCACCAACAAAAUUCACCAGAAAACCAUUUACUGCUGCUAAUCAAAAUGCAUAAAAACUGAUUUUUUUUAAAGCAGCAACAACUAGCCAUUGGAGCAAAUACAAUUUUAAUUUUCUGAUCUUCCACACCUCAGGGCUUGAGAGAUACUUUUACCCCUGAUUAAGAACCACUGUUCUAGUGAAAUGUUUGUGACACAGGUGCAGUAGUUUUAUAUCCAUAGGAGGUGAAUUUCUUAAGGGUUUGUAAAGGACAGUAGUGGACACAGGGAAUUUCUAUAACGGACUGGGGGCGGUGGGGUGGGGUGGGGUGUGAAUGCUGAGAUUUGUGAUGUUAUAUUUGAGAGGGGGUCUAACUUUUUGUGACGAUUUGUGACGAUGAGGGGAGUGGGGGGGGGGGGGUUAAAAAAUUGGCAAAAUUUGCAUGGCCCAUAAGGCAUUAUUGGUUAUAUACUGGUUAUGGACUAUUUCUAUUUAACUUUCAACUUUUGUAAAUGACUAAUUAAUUAACUAUUGUUUGCGCACUGCCCUCAAAGUUAUGAAUGAAAGUCUAUGGACUCUGUGAAUGAAAAAGGUUGGAAACCACUGCAAUAACAUGUACACUGUACUGUAGAGACCAACCGAAUUUCGGCUUCGGUUUCGGCGCCGAAAGUGGCCAUUUUAUCACUUUCGGCCGAAACUGAAAAGAUAACUUUCGGCUUAAUUUCGGUUUCGGCCGAAAGACAAUAGUAGACUUUCGGCCAUCCGGCCGAAAGUGACUCAGGUUUUCGGUCAUUUAAUACUCAGCGAAAGCGAUAUUUAACAACAAACUAAGCGACAUUUAAGAACAAAUUAAGUGAUCUUUGAGAACAAACUAAACGAUAUUUAAAAACAAACUAAGGGACAUUUAAGAACAAACUAAAGAUCUUUAAAACAAACUAAGCGAUCUUUAAGAACAAUCUAAGCGAUCUUUAAUAACAAACUAAACGAUCUAAUAGAACAAACUAAACGAUUUUUAAGACCGAACUAAAUGAUCUUUAAGAACAAAACAAAUAAUCUUAAAUAGUAAACUAAAUGAUUUAUAAGAAUAAACUAAGCGAUCGUUGACAGAAAACUAAAUGUUCUUUAGGAACAAACUAAAACAUCUUUAAGAACAAACUAAUCGAUCUUAAGGAACAAAAUUGAUUAUCUUUAAGAACAAACUAAGUGAUCUUUAUGAAAAAACUAAGCGAUCUUUACAACAAACUAAGCGAUUUUUAACAACAAACUAAACGAUCUUUAACAAUAAACUAAAUGAUCUUUAACAACAAAAUAAACGAUCUUGAACAACAAACUAAAGGAUCUUUAACAACAAACUAAACGACCUUUAACAACAAACUAAGCGAUCUUUAUUAACAAACUCAGCGAUCUUAAAGUAGAAACUAACCGAUCAACAACAAACAACUAAAAUAUCUUUAAAAACAAAUUAAGCGAUCUUUUAGAACCACAUUUUUUAGAGACCCUGUCUAAAAAAAUAAUAUUUUGCAUUAAUUUCCCCUCCUCCCCCCCGCCCCCCUCCCAAUUUUUGCCAAAUGUUCUCCUACCAUACUAAUUUUUAAAAAAAAUGUAAAGCAAUUUAAAUUACUUUUAUAUUAAAAUGAUAAAAUCCAAAGUAUUCAUUAGAUCAAGGGUCUCAAACUCAAAUCAUAGGGGGAAGGGGGGCACAGGAGGUAGUAAUCAAGUAAUCCACAAAAAAGCGAUUACAAUUGUUACAAUCUGCUCAACCUUUAUAAAUAACAAUAAAAUCAUUAAGGGUUCUCAAGAACUACUCACUGUUGCCAGAGACCUGGUAUACAAAAAUAUAUAGAAACAUUUUUUAAAAAAAUCAGAAUUAGACUAGUUGGUGAGAUUCGACUGAAACCGUCGCGGAAAUUCACGUUAUAGAUAUGAGAAUGGGGGAAACAGGCCGGCGCAUUUACACUAAACUUUUCUGUCAUGUAACGGGCUGCAAAAUAUCGUCUUGCAGGUCACAAAUGGCUUGCAGGCCGCGAGUUUGAGACCCCUAUAGUAGAUGUUUAUUUAUUAAUAUUCACGAUAUCUCAUUUUUUAUAAAAACAAUGUAAAUAUUUAUACUUUCCCCAAUCAUUUUCGAUGUAUGCAGAAUGUAUGCGGGAACGAAUGUCAAAAAUCUUAAUAUUUCAUUUUUGGUUUCGACUUCGGUUUCGGGCGAAAUUCAUUUUUAACUUUCGGCCUUUUUUCGGUUUCGGCCGAAAGUCAUUUUUAAACUUUCGGCAUUUUUUCGGUUUCGGCCGAAAGUCAUUUUAAACUUUCGGCCUAUUUUCGGCUUUGGCCGAAAUCCGAAAAUCACAUUCGGUCGGCCUCUACUGUACUGUCAUGCUGCCCAUCACACUACUCUAAAUGAGGAAAGAGACUCCAUGAUUCAAGACCCAUAUUACCCUUUUAAACUAUUAAACUAUUAAAACUAUGUCUGAAAUAAAUGAUUGAACCUUAAAAUUGCUCUUAACUGAAAUUAAAGAAGAAAUAUCUGUACUGGAUCUGAAAGUAUAAGUGAGCUCCAUAUUGAAUAGGUUGGUUAAAAGUAUUCAUGUUGGUAAUAAUAAACAAAACUAUGAAAAACUAUUCAAAAAUAAUUUGUUUGUUUUUAUUUUAAAUAUAAUUGUUAAAUGUUUUUUGCUUGUUCAUAUUUUUUAUCUAAAUAAAGAAUAUGUAUUUAUACUUGAAAGAACCUGCUUCAGUCCUUGUGUUAAAUAAAUAUAACCUUGUUAUACUAAAGUGAGAUAGUAUUUUCAGAAUUACAAGGUUCUGUAGAAAAUCUAAAAAAUUAAUAUAAAAUCAAAACCAAUUCAUAGAACAUUCAUUUUAAUGAUCAUACCUUGAAUUGAUAAAAUAAACAGAAAAUAACUACUUUAAUAGAAAUGUUUUUACUUUAUCAAAGCCAAACAUCACAUUUUCAGACUCGAAAUCUCAGUUUGACAAAAAGAUCACAUAGAAUGUUAUAUUAGGGGGACGAUUCCUUAUUCUUAUUAGGUUUAGACAUUUUUUAAUUUUUAAAUAUACAAUGAAAUAAAUUCUAGCUAAAAUGUUGGCCUAUUAUAUUGUACAGCUCAUUUACAGACUGUGACUGCCUAGUGUAAUCAAACAACAUUUCUCAUUUCUUUUCAGACCAGAUGGUAAAAAAAUUCGAAGCAAACCUCAGCUUGCUCGCAUUCUUGGUGAAGCAUUUGAUUUAAGUGCCUUUGAUUUCCGAACAGGGCGAACUGUUUACAGUGCAUGUAGAAAAAGUAAAAGACAAAAAGGUUCAUCUUAUGACUUUGCAAGAGGUGUGUAGCUAAUUAUUAUAAACUAUUGUAUACAUAAUCAGAUCUUUCAUAAAAUCAGAACCAAUGUAUUAGAAAAAUGUACUUGAUAAAUGUUUUAGAUUCGUUAUUUAAUUUACAUUUUAUUGAAAUUUGGAAAUGAUAUCCCAGUGAACAUCUCAUUCCUAUGACACUAAGGAUUGUAUUUACUGUUUUUUAAAGCAAUUUUGAGUAAUUUUUUAAUUAAAAAGUGACAUAAAAUUGGUAAUGAAGCAUCUAAGUACUUUCAUAUGUUUGAUAAACCCAACCCUUAUGACUUUUUAAACUUUUUCCCAAAUUAUGAUCAGGAGUCAGACAUGAUGCAAGCCUAGUGCUACCAAUCAGGCAAACUGCUUCCAUAUUUAAGCAGCCUGUAACAGUAAUCAAAAACAGAUCUGAAAGCAAAUCAAAAGCAGAACUUAAACAUGGGAUCCAAGACCAACCAAAGCAGGUUACAUUGCUUUAAGUUUUUAUCUUGUUUAAACCAAUCUGUUCAGGGUUACUUAGUUUCCUGAGAACAAAGAAAGGUUCAGCAGUAAUCUAAUAACUGAAUACUAAAAGGGACUCAUUUAAUAUCCAAAAUUGAUUAUAAAUGGAUUCUUUCUUCUUUUUCGCCCCAAAUUUAAGUCUUCUGAGGCUUUAAAUCAAACCUCCAACUUUUAAAAAAGUCAUUUGCAUAUUUUUAUAUAAGAAUAAGCCAAUGUCAUUGCUUUGAGCUCUGUUCAAUAGAGCGAAAAGUAAAAUUCCCCUAAAUUAAAGUGCACCCAUAUGGUGUGAGAUAAACUUUGUAUUUCUAAAAAAAAAUGAGGUUCUCAAAAGCUAUGAUAUGGAAUUUUGUUUAUUUUAUGGAAAUUUAAUUAAUUUAAAUCUUAUAAAAUAAAUCUGCCUAUAGUAGUGGGUAUAUGUAAUCUUUAAUAUGUAAGUAUUUUUAUAAAUUAGAAAAACAUUUAAUAUAAUAAUUUAAAGAAUUAUUUUAAGUAUAUAUCACAUUGUGAGAGUUGAGCUAUUGUAUAAAAUGAGAUUGACAUUCUUUUCUAUUUCCUACGUUUUUCUCUUAUUAAUUUGAAAGCAAACUUCAUUUAUAUAAGUGAAGUCUUAUGGCAUAUAUUUUGUCAAAUUUUGUUUUUUAAAUUUCAAAGGCAAGGAAAGUUUUGGGCGAGGGGCACAUUCAUAUAAAUAUUAAUAUCUCCAAACGUGAUUAUGUUACAUAUUUUAAAAAAAACAACAUUCUUUAAAUAUACAGAACUGUUUUUUUUAAGAAAAUGUAGUACAUUUUAUACUAAAAGGGAGUGUGACAUAAGAAUGUUAAUAUAAUUUAGUGGCAUGCAGUAGCAUACCUAGGUGGAUCACCAUCCUGGGGUUGCUAUUAUCAAUAUUUUAAAGGGGGGGGGGGGUUAUGUGCAAACUUUAGAUUUCGCCCCAGGCAGCUCUUGAUAUGCUACAUGAAAAGUAUAACAAUAUCUCAAAGUCCAAAUAGGUCACACACAGAAUAUUGGUAAAAAGAAAAUUUUACAAAUGUUGAAAUAAUGUAUUUACCUUUCUACCCCAAACACAUUUCAGGGGGAGAAAAGAGGGUGUAAACAUUUUUAUGCGGAUGGCUAAUAUCUUUAAAUCUCAUGAUAUUACAACCUGAAAAAGUGGUUUUAGAUUUUCUUUUAAAAUAAAUAAACAUGUCUUAUACCAAUGUCGGUUCAAGGCCGUUGACACACUUUGGGCAUUUUUACAUAAGUAUACCCAUAUCUCAUUGAAGUUGUGGAAAGGGAAAAUUGUGGAUAAGAUUUCCAUUGAAAUUAAGAACAUGGAGGAAAUUCUUAUUUUACCAAAGAUACAGUUCAGGGGCGAGAAUAACGGUUGUCACAUAUUUAUGACGAUAACAAUAUGUUAAUAUUAAAACUAAUGUAUUGUAAACAUUGCAUGUGUGAAAGAAAGAGAGUGGGAACAUUUUUAUGUGAGUAACAUUGUCACAAAACCAAUAAUUUUACCAACAUAAAAAUUUAAUCUUUUAUUAUAACUUUUAAAAAAAGAGCAAUCAUUUUUUUCAUUUCCCAAAAAUAAAUUUUAGGGGCAUCAACAAUGAUUGGUUAAGAUUUUCUUUUUAAAAAAAGGAAAUAUUUGUCUUUUCAUUUUUCGUAAAUUACAGUUCAUGGAAAAGUGUGAUUAAAUUUUCAUAAAAUUAAUAAUAUUUAUAAAAAAACAAGAGGCUCUUAGAGACGUGAAAAUUGGUUCCGAAAUUCUUCUUUAACUAUAAAAAUGUCAAUAUUUUUCUGAAUGAUUUUCCAAUAAUGUAGAUCAGGAGCGAGUCAAAAAGUUGGUUAAAUGUUAAAUGAAUAUACCAAUACAUCAAAAUCCAUUACUGUUACAGAUGUUUAAAAUGGUACACAGAUAUUUUUAAAAUUAAGGACAUGUUUUUACAAAUUUUAGAAAAAAUUUUCCUUGUAGUUCACUAGUUAAAAGUUUUUGGUAAGCCUAUAUAAUAUCGAAGAUAAAAAUUUCUCAAAACUCUGUGACGCUAGAAAUGUAAACAUCAAUGCAAAGAUACAAAUUUUUUUUUAAAAAGCCUUAUCUGCUAUUUCCUAAAUACACAUUUCAAGUGUGUGGAAUUUUUUGUUGGUUUGUUAAUGAUACAUCAAACCUGAUUAAACUACAUAAUAAAAAAAUUGGAUUUUUAGAUGUUGAGACAACAGCAGGGAGAAAGUAGCGCAGUAACAAAGGGUCAAAUUUUAUAGUUAUUUAUGUUUGAUUAUUCUUCUUCUUUUUAAAUGAAUCAAUUUGCAGAUAUUCUGGGAAAAGCGUCUCCAGGGUUUGCGUGCUUGCGACAGUAAUGAGGAAGUUAUUCCUUCUAUGGAGUUACCCAAACAAGUGCAAAGUGAGUUUAUACCCAUUAUGAUCUAAAGUCCAAGAAAUAACUGUAUUACUGGUAUCAUAUCAAUUUCUUUUAAGUUCUGUAGAAACAUUUUUUCAAAAAGUAAACCUAAGGAGAUUUCUUUGGUUGCUUUUCAUUGUUUUUAAAGACUUGGAUCAUUAAUCCAGUUCCUUUCACCUGAGAUUAACUUUAUUAAGCUUUUAUCAUUCUCAAUAUUUUUAAGGUAUUGGUCCAGAGCUCACCACAGAGAAUGUAUUACAGAGCAUAUCGGCAGCAUUACACAUAAAUACAGGACCCGUGGUGGGACAAGGAGCAAGCAAACAAGUUAUUCUGAAGAAUCCUAGUAUUAAUAUGGACACUCAACAACCACACAUUCAACAGGUGUGUGCAGACUUUUGAAUUCGAUUGUUUAAAAGAAAUAAUUAAAAUAUUAUCCAUCCUCAAUUAAGCUUAAAUUGUUUUGUUCCAGUAAAUAUUUUUGGCUCAUAAGAUAGCAGUGGUUCUCAAAUCUCUUUGGUGCAAUAAAGUCCUCUUGCUUUUUAGAAGCAAUUCUUAAUAGUUUGUAUGAUCCUCUAAGAUAGACAACAACACUAUAGCAUAGAAAUUAUAUAAUUAUAAGUUUUUAUCAAAAUAAACAUGUAUUUUUCUUUUAUUCAUUCAGUAAUGAUUAACUUCUUCCAGCAAUAUGGUAGCUUUUUAAAAUUUUACAGAAUAAUUAUUGGCAUGAUUUUUAGAGACUUAUUUGUGAUUCGGUUAGUGAAAUGUUACUAUUAUAAAAAUGUGUUUUUUCAAAAUCAAUGGGCAGGACUAUUAAUUAACAGCAUUCAGAAAAGGAGUCUAUGUCUUUGCUGUAGUGCAAAGUUAAAAAACCUCGGUUCACCAAGAGUUUGAAAAACAAUUCAGAGCUACUUAAUACAUUGUUUCAGGGCAUAUACAAGUUCUUAACCUUUUGUUUAAGCUAGAAACAUAUUUUAAACUGAAUUAGCUGUCCCUACGCUAAGUUAACAGCCCUGUUCCUUCACUAGGCUAACAGCCAUGGUAUCUUAAAAUUAAAAUAAAUAUAUUACACCAUGUGUAAUGUCCCUAAAAAUAUAUGUAAAUGUAGCAAAAUAAAAAUUCUCUUGUUUGAAAACCCAUCAGCAGUCACUUUCCACUUUAAGAACCCCUGAUCUAUAGUAGGCCAACUGGGCAAUGAUGUCCUCAAAAAAAUGUAUUUGUUACUAUUAAUAAUAUUUAAAAAAAAGACUUACAUUAUUUGCACGUCUACAUUAAAUUCAUUAUUGGUUAUAAACUAAUGAGCACCUAUUUUAAUUAUCUACCCAUCUUUUAUAAACCUUUUUAAAAUCUUGGUCAACUUUGAUUUUAAAAAAACUAUUUUCUUUUUUCUUUUUUUUUUUAAACUUAAACAUAGUCUAACUAAGUUUUUGAGAACAAAUUAUCUCGAAAUAUAAAUAUAACAUUUUUUCUUCUUCUUAUCUUUAGAUUCUUGUCUCAUCUGAUGAUAUUCACAGACAAGAGCAGCGCGUGCAGUUAGCCAGACAGAAGCUUCAAGAUUUAAUUCAAACCUUGGAGUGAUUUUCCGGAUUAAUUUAGACAUUUUUGAGUGUUAAGUUUAUAUUUUUGUGAACACAAAUGCUGAAUGAAUUGUAAACAAAGGUUUUAAUGCUUUAAAUUGAAAUAAAAAGUGUAACUUAAAA